Messenger RNA from Notechis scutatus (mainland tiger snake), 657 nucleotides. Lineage: Eukaryota; Metazoa; Chordata; Lepidosauria; Squamata; Elapidae. The record is from RefSeq and is a predicted model, not a curated record.
CUCAUGGGAUCAGAGCAGGUGGAAAUGCGCAAAAGGCAGACCUCUGCAUCUCAGGACAUACCAAGCUCUCUACUUGCCCAGUCUGGGGUAGAGACUCAAGGCUCCAAUCCCUGCUGCUUUUGCUGGUGCUGCUGGUGCAGUUGCUCCUGUGUUACUGUUAGGAAUCAAGAUGAAAGUUCAACGGCAGCAGCACAUGAAAUUGGAUCAGAAAUGAUUCCAUACUGUCAACAAGGCUCAACACCUUCUUUGGACGAAGCAAGUGCUUGGAGGCAUUCCUUUGACAAACUGAUGGCAACACCUUCAGGUCGAAAUGCUUUCAGAGACUUCCUUCGGUCAGAAUACAGUGAAGAAAACAUGCUUUUCUGGCUGGCCUGUGAGGACUUAAAACAGGAAUCCAACAAGAAUGUAAUUGAAGAAAAAGUCAGACGAAUAUAUGAAGAUUAUGUUUCUAUUCUUUCUCCAAGAGAGGUCAGUCUGGACUCCAGAGCAAGAGGAAUUAUUAACCGGAACAUAAUGGAACCAUCGAUACAUACUUUUGAUGAAGCACAAUUCCAAGUUUAUAUGUUGAUGCUCAGAGAUUCCUACCCUCGGUUUGUGAACUCUGCUAUUUACAAAGACUUAGUUAUAUCACAUUUUCAAAAAUCUGCUGAAUCGUAG